Messenger RNA from Polistes canadensis, 1269 nucleotides. It is a transcript of the gene Snx16, whose product is annotated as sorting nexin-16. Bases 234 to 977 code for a protein of 247 amino acids. The record is from RefSeq and is a predicted model, not a curated record. Gene Ontology annotation, cellular component: extrinsic component of endosome membrane; early endosome; late endosome. Gene Ontology annotation, biological process: early endosome to late endosome transport; protein targeting to lysosome; endosome to lysosome transport. Gene Ontology annotation, molecular function: phosphatidylinositol binding. The transcript has 5 exons. Lineage: Eukaryota; Metazoa; Arthropoda; Insecta; Hymenoptera; Vespidae.
UCUUGAAUGUUUACAAUUUAAUGGAUAUCUAGGUUUUACUGUUUGGUAAUCAUCGAGAUAUGACGUAAAUUUCAUUUUUUAAUUAAUUGGCUUUUCAUACCAUACGUUCGUGUACCUUUUGACCCAUAAAAAUGAAUUCCAAAAAAGUUCAUCUUAGUUGAUAAAAUAUUGUAUUUAUGGGUCAUUACUUUCGUAAUUUUAAUUAACUCAUAAGCGAGUUUGUUGGUGGUAAAAUGUCUACUUCAGAGACUGGUGUGGGAUGUAUUAGCGAGGUUACCCUUGCUAUUAGUAAAGCAAGGACUUCUCAAACAGGAUCCAUAAGGGUACUCGACAGUCCUGAUUCUGAUGGAUCUGGCCAUUCUAAUUCGUUUUCCAUACAACGAUUUAAUUAUCCUAACGAGAAUACUAAUUCUAAUAUUCUUCCACCUCCCUUAACAAACGAUGAUUUAAGAAUACCUAUUGUUGGUUAUGAAGUUAUGGAAGAGAGAGCUAGAUUUACAGUAUACAAACUUCGUAUUGAAUUGAAGAAUGGUGAUUGUUGGUUUGUCUUCAGAAGAUACACUGAUUUUGUACGUUUAUUUGCUCAAUUAAGAAGACAAAAGCUUCCCAUUUCUCAUUUGUCUUUGCCGCAAAAAAAAUGGCUCGGUGACAAUUUUGCACCUAGUUUUUUAGAAGAAAGGAUACGUGGUUUGCAAGCAUUUGUCAACGGGAUAUUAAGUAAUCCAAUUCUUAUAGGUAGCUCUUGCGUUAGACAAUUUUUUUGUCUUGAUGAACCACCUGCUUUGUCAGACACUGCAGAAGAAUCUAGGGCUAUUUUUGAAGCGAUGGAAGAUACAAUUUAUCAUUUAAGACAACAACUUAGAGAACGAGAUAAUGCUCUAGCAGCAGAAUCUGCGCUUUGCAAUGAAUUACAAAAGAAUUUACAUCAGAUGUUGAGCGAAAGACAGAUUUGUUCUAAAUGUGGCUCGACUCAAUAAAACAUUUGAUUGUGAGAUACAUUAGAUGAAUUUUAUUAUAUAUUUAUUUGAAUAUUUUUAGAAAAAGAGAUUUCUACGUAAAAGAUACUAUUCAGUUUAAGGUAAUGUUUGUUAUAACAUCUGCGUAUAGAAUGUAAAAUUUGUAAUUUUAUUAUUUAAUCUUAACAUUUAAUGUUACGACUUAUUUAGUGUAAACAAACAAAGAUUUCUUAAGUAUUCUUAAUGUUAAUAUUUAUGAAGAGAGAGAUAUCUGCACAUAUUUUAUAAUAUUUAUAUGGAUCGUUCUAGUGAU